AUGAUUCCAAGUGAAAAGACGACGACUGAAGGAAUGAAUGAAAAUUUCUCAAGUGUCAACAGCACACGUAAGAAGCAAAAAAAGGUUACGCGAGAAAGAAACCUCCAAACUGUCACAACAGAUGAAGCCACUAAUCCGCCUAGAAAGAGGUUCUUAGCACUUGUAUUGACGGUGCUGAAAGGCGAAUAA
Messenger RNA from Clunio marinus, 189 nucleotides. The record is from the annotation of a GenBank genome assembly. Lineage: Eukaryota; Metazoa; Arthropoda; Insecta; Diptera; Chironomidae.